Molecule: messenger RNA, 1850 nt
Organism: Seriola dumerili (greater amberjack)
Lineage: Eukaryota; Metazoa; Chordata; Actinopteri; Carangiformes; Carangidae
Product: protein sprouty homolog 3-like
Exons: 2
Coding region: 162-1073 (303 amino acids)
Biological process (GO): negative regulation of fibroblast growth factor receptor signaling pathway; multicellular organism development; animal organ development
Cellular component (GO): membrane; cytosol
Source: RefSeq, a predicted model, not a curated record
UUCAUCUUCAAAUUAGAGGGAAACCAGUUCGGACGUCUUCAACCAUGCUAACAGCUCUGUGAAGCCCAGGAGAGGGUUUAUCUGAUGUGCCGUGAGUGUUGGGAGCGUCUUGCCCCAACCCUGGCCUGCAGCCCUGGUGCCGCGCGGCCUGGCUCACCAGGAUGGACCCUGCUCAUUCCUUUAGGAUGGAGCUGGACGGGCUGGACCUCCAGCAGGUCCCAGUGCUGUCGCUCGACCAGAUACGUGCCAUCCGGGCCAACAAUGACUAUGUGGAGAGGCCCGUGGCGCUGGAACCGGCGUCCCAGUCCGGAUUUUUUUAUCCCCAUGACGACCGUUACCCUCAUGGAGUAUACACCCAUCACCCGCAGCCCCCCUUCCACUCUGCCCUGCCGCGCAGCCAAAGUCAGCAGCAGCACACUCACCUGUCCCACCUGAGCCGUUCCAGUACCAUAAGCUCCUCCAUUUCUCGGACCAGUGCCACGUCAGACCAGCGGCUACUGGCAGGUUUGACGCCGUCUCACUCUGGGCUAACUUCAGUGAUCCGCUCUCAACCUAAAGGAGAACUCAAGCCCGACACUUCCUUUGGUAAAGGCCUGACAGAGGACGAGGCCGAGCUGGGCCGUCAUAUGUUCAUCUGUGAGCGGUGUGGUCGCUGUAAGUGCCAAGAGUGCUGCACCCCCCGCCGCCUGCCUUCCUGCUGGGCCUGUGGACAGCGCUGUCUGUGCUCCGCCGAGAGCGCCGUGGAAUACGGCACCUGCUUGUGCUGCGUUAAAGGCUUAUUCUAUCACUGCUCCGCCCAGGACGACGAUGAUAACUGCGCUGACCAGCCGUGCUCCUGCGCUCCAGCCCACGCCUGUGCCCGCUGGGGCACAAUGGGGCUGCUGGCGCUCUGCCUGCCUUGCCUUUGUUGCUACCCUCCUGCCAGGCUGUGCCUUGCCCUGUGCCAGUGCGCCCACGAUCGGGCCACGCGCCCCGGCUGCAGGUGCAGCAACACCAACACUGUGUGCCGCAAGAUUUCCGCCUCCAACCCUAACCCCUCGCUCCGCAGCAAAGCUCUGGAGAAGCCGUUAUGACAGGCUUGGAUGGGGGCCAGGUGAAACAGUUUCCCCUCAGCCGUGGCCAAAGCAACACUUUCGCCAAUCAGUGCCACAGCUGACGUUGUGACAACAAUGCCAUUGUGACCCCAAUGCCAUUGUGACCCACCUACCUACAUAUGACAAGCCAACCAACCAACCAACCAACCAACCAACCAACCAUGAAGUGUUGUUCACCUAACGUACCUUGAAUUUACUUCUUCUCCAGCUCAGGAGGGACCAAAGCUUUACUGUGCCUGUUCACGUUGGAGACUUCAUGCCUAAACAACAAAAACUCAUCCUGAAGGAAGAAGCUGUCGUGCUUUGCUGGACUGCCCUUCAACCUUAACCAAGACGUCCACACAGAAAUCACCUCUCUCUUCAUUCCGUGGUGUCACAUGGUCGUCUUAAAAUCUAUUUAUUUAUUGUUGAUCCUCCUUCCUCCUCAACCUUUGCGAACAGAACGCACAGAAGCGGGUGAUGGACCAAAUCAUGGAGGGAAAGACGCCUUAUUGUGGUGACGUGUACGGUCUACGCCAUUGGGAGUUUCUGUCCUCUUGAAAGAGAGGAUCAUAAGAAGCAUGAGAGACUGAGAUCACAGUGACAUUCAGCAAACUCCACAAAAGGCUGAAGGUGAAUGAAUAAAGAAACCAAUGUUAUGUCGCGGCGAAUAUCUGACUGGGACUCGGAGCAAAGCACCAAGGCAUAAAGUGAGAACAAAAACACUUGUAACACACCUGUGACAACAGUUUGACACCAAAAAAAAAAAAAAGGGAC